CACACUUCAAUCACUUUUUCUCCCUCACUUUCCCCUUUUUGCUUUUUCUGCUUUAUUAUAAUUAUUAUUAUCUAUUUUUCUUUUAACAAUAACAGUGUAGAAGAAGGAACUGUGGAUCGGACCGGAGUGAGACAAAGACAAAACGCGGGGGGAAGAGCCCAACAAACCCAAAGACGACUUUUUCUCUCUCUUACACUUCCUCUCUCUCUCUCUCUCUCGCUUUCCUCUUCCCCUGACCUCCGUCGCCUCCCGAUCUCCUCCUCUACAAAGCCACGACGGCGCUCCUGCUGCAACAAUUUACUUUCCGGAGAGACUCCAUUUGAAAGCGGAUCUUGCUUUUGUUGUUCACACCCCCUCAAUGUUCACUCCCAUCCCCAACUUCCUCAGCCUCAAAGCAUUCCUCCACAUCUCCGGCAACGGCGGGACUGCCGGUGGCGGUGGCGGCCGGUUCUCCUGGGCGCUGACGACGGCGGGUGGGUCCCACUCUGCUUCCUCACCUGCUGCUGUUGUAGCCGUCACUGCCUUGGCCGGAAUCGCCGUCUUUGCCGCCAUCUUCUACACCACUAAUAGGUAAAUCCCCCUCCUAAAAAAACCCAGAUUCCAUCUCCCCUGAAAACACAGCCGGCAGAGAGGACUCGGAUCCUUUUUCUCUUUCUUACUUCACUUCUUGUUGUUGUGGUUGUAGAUUGUAACUUUCUAGGGUUUUAGAUUGUGAUUGUUAGUUGGGUAGUUUCAGAAAACUGACGUUUGUAGAAGGGGGGAAAAGGAAAGGGAAAGGGGGAUAAAAAGAGAAAACCAGAUUUCAGUUAUAUAUUUAGGUAGAUGAAAGCUCUGAGACGAAGUCAUACUUCGUCGGCGUCUUCAGAUACUACUUCUCCGUCGUCGUCUGGUUCAGGAUCAUCGUCCUCCACCACCUCGUCUUCCUCCUCCUCCUCCUGGAUUCACUUGCGUUCGGUCCUAUUCGUUGUUAAUUCCUCCUCACAAGCUCAUCACUCCCAUUUCGAUCGGGGGCGUCUCAAAUCACCAUGGUCCCGUAGGAAAAGAAAACAUGUCCUUACUCCUCAACAAUGGAGUAAUUUAUUUGCACCAGAUGGGAAACUCCGUGAUGGUGGAGCCAAGUUUUUGAAGAAAGUUCGAAGUGGAGGUGUUGAGCCAAGUAUCAGACCAGAGGUUUGGCCAUUUCUGUUGGGAGUCUAUGACUUGAGCAGUACUAAAGAGGAAAGGGAGCUCCUAAGAACCCAGAAAAGGAAAGAGUAUGAGAAACUUAGGAGACAGUGCCGUCGACUCCUUAGGCGAAGUACCGAGAACUUAAAAUUGGGUGAAAAUGAUGAAACAGUUGACAACGGAGAAGAUGGUGGAAGUUCUGCUCAUGAUACUGACUCUUCGAGUCAUGAGGACGUUGUCAGUGCCCGGGAGUCUCUUUCUAGUGAAGGAAAGAGUCCAGAUGUUGAAUAUUUAGAUGAUCCAUGUACCACACUUUCUGAAGGUGCUGAUGCCUCUGCACAAAAUACAGAGUCGUCUGAUGACUCUGAAUUGUCUGAAGAUUCUGAAGUCAUUCAGGCAUCUGCUCCAGAAAACAUAGAAGAGAACGAUGAUGCGAAUGUUUCCUCCAAAGAAGAUACUUCUCCAUCACUUCCAACUCGGCGUGCUGUUGAAGAUUUCACCACCUGGCAACGAAUAAUUCGUGUUGAUGCAGUGCGUGCCAACUCAGAGUGGGUCCCUUACUCUCCUUCUCAGGCUUCCAUAUCUGAAGUCAGAGCCCAAUGCUCAGCUGAGGCAGUCGGAUUAAAAGAACACGAUCACCUUGAGCCAUGCAGAGUUUUCCAUGCAGCAAGACUAGUUGCCAUAUUAGAGGCCUAUGCACUCUACGACCCUGAAAUUGGUUACUGCCAAGGAAUGAGCGAUCUACUUAGCCCAAUCAUUGCAGUGAUGCAAGAAGAUCACGAAGCCUUCUGGUGUUUUGUCGGGUUCAUGAAGAAGGCUCGACAUAACUUUAGACUAGAUGAGGUAGGCAUCCGAAGGCAGCUGAGCAUUGUUUCCAAGAUUAUCAAAUUCAAGGACUCACACCUCUACAGGCAUCUAGAGAAGCUUCAGGCUGAGGAUUGUUUCUUUGUUUAUAGGAUGGUUGUGGUGUUAUUUAGGAGGGAGUUGAGUUUUGAGCAGACCCUUUGUCUGUGGGAGGUGAUGUGGGCAGAUCAGGCGGCUAUCAGAGCUGGGAUCGGGAAUUCAGCAGGGAGCAGAAUUAGGCAGAGAGUGCCCCCGACGGAUGAUCUGUUGCUAUAUGCUAUCGCAGCUUCUGUGCUGCAGAAGAGGAAGUUGAUAAUUGAGAAGUACAGCAGUAUGGAUGAGAUUCUGAGGGAGUGCAAUAGCAUGUCGGGUCAACUUGAUGUGUGGAAGCUUUUGGAUGAUGCACAUAACUUGGUGGUCAACUUGCAUGAGAAGAUCGAGUCAUGAUUCUAGCUGAGAUGCUGCUGCUGCUUCCUGGACUUUGGUUGCUCCACUGAUUUAUUUGCUUUUCUUUUCUGAAGUUCUUUCAAAGGAUCGUCUAAACCUCUGCAUGGAAUCCAGAAGGCUGGAAAUGCUCUUGGCUGGUUCCUGAUGUCCUUUCGAGCAUGUUUUUAUAGCAGUUGCAUGCGAUGCUUGAAAAAGAAACCCGCACUACGAUAUUUGAUGCGGAGGUUGUUCAUGGAAUGUGUCCCUGCUGCUUUCUAAUGUUUGAAAGUAGACAUAGCCUGCAUUCCGAGCCAGUAUGAUCUUGUACUUGGGGCUAUUCUAGAAGAUAACAUUAUGUACUACUGGACUAUGAAUACAAACACACUGAUUGCUAAAUUCCCAAUUGUUUCACCCCCUUCAAUAUUACAGAAAGAACACGGCUGCUGGGAUGCAUAUUAUUUGUUAGAGUAUAAGUGAAGUUUUAUGAUAACCGACAACUGAAUUUGUGUUCGAUUGCAAUUUGAUCUUUGGGUUGAAUUUGAGAUCACUCUUGUAAUCUAGAGAGGAACACUCUCUGGCAGGUGUGCGGAGGAAGAGAGGCUAGAACUAAGGUGAGCUAAGGCAAAGUGAAGGUGAGAACUACAUGCCUAUGAUAGGUUAAAGAUGUGGAACAUCCUACAUUAUUCCCCUCUUUAACUGUUUGAUCAUUCAAAGACAAUUUGAUACUUUCCCCACAGCUCGUUCGUUGCGAGUCUGGGCUUACUGCAUGUAUAAGUUCAACCAAACUCGACCAAGGGUCACCUUGAAGCGCAAAUAUGGUCGGAGGAGAAUAGGAUGUGCACUCCUUGAUUGAAGAAGCUUUAUUCUGCAGAAAAUAUGUUCAUUGUGAGCGUUAUGAGUCUAUCUAGAGAAGAGAAGUAGCUAUUAGGUUUGUACUUUGUAGGUUUGGCAACUGGAGGAUGAAGAGAAAGGAAUGCUAAGAAGAUUUGAGAUGGUCGAUGAAAGCUGUGCAUAAAUGGAAAAUAAGAUGGCAUGUUCUGUUGACCAAUGUGCUUUUCCAUGGGGUCUAGGGCCUCUGUUUUUUUAUGGUACACCAGUACCAGGCCAACUUUCCUUGUAAUGAA
Linum tenue is the source of this 3557-nucleotide messenger RNA. The record is from the annotation of a GenBank genome assembly. Lineage: Eukaryota; Viridiplantae; Streptophyta; Magnoliopsida; Malpighiales; Linaceae.